Messenger RNA from Camellia sinensis, 633 nucleotides. The record is from RefSeq and is a predicted model, not a curated record. Lineage: Eukaryota; Viridiplantae; Streptophyta; Magnoliopsida; Ericales; Theaceae.
AGACUCUCUCUCUCUAUAUAUAUAUUUUGCCCCUCUCUCUCUCAACUAUCCAUUUGCUAUAUCACACUACAAGGUAUGGAAGACAAGUAGCCGUUGGCUCCAUCUCCACACCAGACUCUUUAUAUGCAUGGGCCUCCCCACUCUCUCUCAUGCCCAUUUGCUAUAUCACACUGCGAGACGAAGUAACCGUUUGCUCAAAUCACCAGACUCUCUGCCUCUCUCUCUAGAAUAUCUAUUUGCUAUUCACACUGCGAGAGAUGAUGAGGAAGACGAACUAGCCAUUGGCUCCAUCUUCAGUCUUGCAGAAGGUUUGCAUCUUCAGUUUUGCCGAAGAAAAAGGGAAACUCUUUUAGCAUGGAUGUCACUCACGGCCCACCUACUACGGAUGUUGAAAAUCCUCCGAUGCGUGCUACGGAGGUUGAUCCUACUAGGGAUCUUGAAAAUCCUCCAAAUCGUCCAUUACCCGUGGGACAAGAUGAAAAUCUUGAGAUAGAGCCUGACAUGCCUCCUCUGGAAACCAUUGUUCCUAUCAAACUUGAUGAGAAGACCAUUGUUCCUCUCAAAUUUAGAAAACGUGUGAAGUGGUUUGCCUUAGUUUUGUCAAAUAUUUCUCUAGCGGCAUGCUUUCUAAUA